GGUAGUGAGAUGAGCAGUGGCACUGAGCAGUGGUAGUUGUGGAGUUGGCCGGUGGAUAGCGGCACUGUGCAGGAGCUAGGCUCAGUGCGACAGGAGCCUUGUCAGCGGUCGGAGCUCGGAGCUAUUCCGCUCACCCGCUCGCCGCGUGUCCCGUCCGUCCCGUCACGCGCACGCGGUCAUACCAAAUUGCCACCAGUCACCCCUCAACACUCGUAGCGUCUUCUUCUUCCGAUUGUGUUAGUCACGGCUCUUUGUUGAAAUAGACAUGGCCGUGAUUUCAUCUUGCUCACACUGAGUGAAGGCAUGACGAUAAAUGUAGCGCGAUUUCGAGAGUGAAACAGUGGGUUAGUGGGAGUGCCGAGGAAGCAAUGACGAGAUAGAGGAAGUAAGAAACAGAACGCUUUUCAAGAUUACGCAUCUACGUCAAUUAGAGACCACAGUAACAACAAUCACCGUAUUUCAAUUAGUUCAGAGGCUAUUGCCUAGAAAUUGAACAAAUGCUACAAGGAAAAGAGAGAACACGAGAACUUAUCGUUCGUGUUGCAUUUUCAAUUGGAUUUGCAGAAAAAAAGACAAGUAUAAACAUUCCUUAAUGAUUACAACAGACUAGAAAUUUACGAAGUAGCUAUCAGAAAUGUAGAUCGAAGUAGUAAACAUAGAUAGUGGUAAUUAUUUCAACUCUAUAGAGUCAUCUCAGUACCUGGAAAAAUAGAUCAGCACUUCUCUAAUAGCGGUGUUUGGUUAUUUCAUAGGUAGGAAAUUCAAUUAUUAUCUACAGUUUCUGAUUGUCUUUGGUGUAAUAAUAAUUGUAGAAAUCAACCAACUACUUCAAAAAGUACAAGCAUGAUCAAACAGAGACAAUUAACCAAGCGAAUUUUUCAAAAUUGAAAAGGAGAUAUUAAUUGGUUUCAAAAAAAGAGACUGUCAGAAAUGAUACUUCUAUUCGACCACUUGACAAACGAAUUUUCCUGUCGAAUAUUGUAUUAUAAGACUUCCAGUUUCGUGACGUAGUCAUGAAGACUAUUAUGUCUCCAAAUAAAGCAAAGAUAUGAGUGAUCUACUGAAUAGGUCUUUUCAGGUCAGUGGAAAGGAGUAGUAGUAUGGACACUAUAAUGAAGAUCUUGUAGAUAAUUCGGUGCCAAAUUCGUUUUUCGUAGCUGUCGAUUAUCUUAAAUUUCCUUUUCCUAAACAUCCAAAUCCAUGGAGGAUCUGGAUAAGAGAAUGGAUCCCUAUGGACUGCUGAUGAUGGCAAACGGCAGCCUGUAUGGAUUAAGGAAUGUGACAGAGUGGAACGAGAGUUCGCUGCUGGGCGCGGGUGCGGGUGCGUUGGAGAACGACGAGUCGUGGGAAGAGACGCGAAGGCAGCAUGUGGCUGAUCUGGCCACAACCAAUUGGCUGUUUGUGGUGUUGUUCGUGUUGAAGGCGUUGAUCAUGGUGUUCAUUAUAAUUGCGGCACUGUUCGGCAACCUGCUGGUGAUAGUGAGUGUGAUGCGACACAGAAAGCUGCGAGUGAUCACCAACUAUUUCGUGGUGAGCCUGGCGCUGGCUGACAUGCUGGUCGCAAUCUGGGCGAUGUGCUUCAACGCCAGCGUCGAGCUGACCAACGGCCGAUGGCUGUUCGGCUACUUCAUGUGCGACGUGUGGAAUUCGCUGGAUGUGUACUUUUCGACAGUGUCUAUCCUGCACUUGUGCUGCAUCAGUGUGGACAGGUAUUACGCGAUCGUGCAGCCACUCGACUACCCGCUGAUCAUGACUCAGAGCCGCCUGGUGGUGAUGCUUGCUGUGGUGUGGUGCUCCCCCGCCCUCGUCUCCUUCCUGCCGAUCUUCAUGGGCUGGUACACGACGCAGGAGCAUCUGCGCUUCCGCCGUCGACACCCCGACCUGUGUGGCUUCCAGGUGAAUCGGCCCUACGCCGUCAUCUCGUCCAGCGUCUCCUUCUGGGUGCCCGGAGUCAUCAUGAUACUCAUGUACUAUCGCAUCUACAUCGAGGCUGAUCGCCAGGAGAGGAUGUUAUACAGGAGCAAAGUGGCAACAGCGCUGCUGAACAAGCACCUUCAGAUCAACGGCAUCUCGGCGGCCGGCCUGAGCACAAUCCCCAGCGACACGGCAACAAUGGUGGACACGAGCAGCGGCGAGAUGCGGCCCUGCGCUGCAAGCAGCAAGAUGAAGCGAGAGCGCAAAGCGGCGCGCACACUCGGCAUCAUUAUGAGCGCCUUCCUCGCCUGUUGGCUGCCCUUCUUCCUCUGGUACAUCAUAACAACACUGUGCGGUGCCGAAUGCCAUUGUCCACAGGCGGUGGUGACAGCCGUGUUCUGGGUGGGCUACUUCAACUCGGCGCUCAACCCGAUCAUCUACGCCUACUUCAACCGCGAGUUCCGCGUCGCUUUCAAGAAGACGCUGCAGUCCUGCUGCUAUCACCUGCUGCUUCUCUUUCCGUCCAGGACGUCACACGGCCACACGCCGCCCCCCCGCGGCACGCCGCCCCCGCAGAUCACCAACAGCAACGUGUCUUCGGCCGCCGAGAUCCACUUUCUCAACAACUCCUCACUGGUCCGGCUCGACGACUGCGCCAAAACGCCCGAACUCGUCAGGCAGUCUGAGGAUGUCAUAUGAAUGUGCUGUGGUAGAUAAAUAUUUCCUCUACUAUUUGUCUGAACUCAAUGUCUGACUCAUGACGGAGUCAGUCACUCGGGAAUCAGCGGUUCAGCAACUCCAUUCCCAUCUACAGUAGUGUUUAUGUGAUUGAAUCAAAUGCUUGUAUGACAAUCAGUUUGAUACUAAUGAUAUUUUUAAUGAACAAUCGAGAGCCGUUAUAAAGAGAAAUAUAUCUAUUUGUCUAUGCGAA
Messenger RNA from Nilaparvata lugens (brown planthopper), 2845 nucleotides. Its product is annotated as octopamine receptor beta-2R-like. Lineage: Eukaryota; Metazoa; Arthropoda; Insecta; Hemiptera; Delphacidae. Bases 1201 to 2613 code for a protein of 470 amino acids. Gene Ontology annotation, cellular component: membrane. Gene Ontology annotation, molecular function: octopamine receptor activity. Gene Ontology annotation, biological process: adenylate cyclase-activating adrenergic receptor signaling pathway. The record is from RefSeq and is a predicted model, not a curated record. The transcript is spliced from 6 exons.